ACAGGGCUGCAAAAUAAUAUGCAUUAAUCUGUGAGCACACUGAGAUCUCUUGAAAUUUGCGGGCGUUUUAAAAUAGAUUGCAGAUCGGAAGCUGGCAAGGAGAAUCUUUGGAUCUCUGCUGGCUAGCGGGAUGGUGCCAGUGGCGCUUUAGGUUUUUGAACGGAAACAAGGGAAGUUGCCUGCUACAUAGUGUUCUACAGUCGUAGAUGCUCCCGAUCAGUGGAACGCGGUACAUAGAACGAACGGGUCUGAUACGCACUUCAACUAUUGUGAUGUGAAGCUGAAAAAAUUUCAAUAAAUUUUGAAAAGAAUAAGUUGAUAAAUAAAGAAAUUGUGAAGGUUCACUGGAUUUGUUUAUUUGUUUUCUACGAAAUACAUAUAUCCAGAGUGCCGCCAUGAUCCAUGUGGAUGAGGAAUAUUCAGCUGAAGAUCCGGAACCAGUAUUUCCAUACCGAUAUGUUAAAACAAAAGUCAAUGUUAGUCCAGAAGGAGAGUAUGACAUACUUUCUGAAGAACUUGGAAGAGGAACAUUCGGAACAGUUUACUUGUGUAAAGAAAGGGCAACUGGUAUGGGGUUCGCAGCUAAAUUCGUCACAUGUGAAAGAAAAGAGGAUCGGCGAAACAUGGAACGUGAAAUUGAUAUAAUGUCGGGAUUACACCAUUCGCGAAUCAUCCAAUUAUAUGAUGCAUUUGACGAUGGAAAGACAAUGUGUAUUGUUUUAGAAUUAAUUCUAGGAGGAGAACUAUUUGAUCGUGUAAUUGAUGAUGAAUUUGUUCUGACAGAAAAAAGUUGCACAGCUUUCAUGAGACAAAUAGUUGAUGGAGUUGGAUAUAUCCAUAGCCAAAACAUUAUUCAUUUAGAUUUAAAACCAGAAAAUAUUUUAUGCCUUUCAAAGACUGGAAACCGCAUCAAAAUCAUCGAUUUCGGGAUGGCAAGAAGAUAUGAUCCCAAAAAGAAACUGCAGGUCCUUUUCGGAACGCCUGAGUUUACGGCACCCGAAGUAGUGAAUUUCGAUGAAAUUAAGUUCUUCACUGACAUGUGGAGCCUCGGAGUUAUAUGUUAUGUUCUAUUGUCUGGUUAUUCACCAUUUGUCGGUGAUACGGAUUUGGAUACAAUGACAAACGUGACAUUGGCCCAGUGGGAUUUCAAAGAAGAAGCUUUUGCGAAUAUCUCCAACGAAGCAAAAGAUUUCAUUAAGAAUCUUCUAAUUAAAGAUGGAACGAAAAGAAUGACGGCCGCACAAGCGUUGGAGCAUCCUUGGUUGAAGAAAUUGGCAUCGACUACUGACUUGUCAGGAAAUAAGGCAAAACUGAAACGAUAUGUUAUUAAGAAGAGGUGGAUCAAGGCGGUCAAUACGAUAAUAGCGUUGCGAAGAAUGGGAGCAAAAAUAGAUUGUAAUUUAGUAUAAGCUUAUUUGAAUAAAAUAAUGAAAAAAUAA
Messenger RNA from Hermetia illucens (black soldier fly), 1439 nucleotides. RefSeq names its product myosin light chain kinase, smooth muscle-like. Gene Ontology annotation, cellular component: nucleus. Gene Ontology annotation, molecular function: ATP binding; protein serine/threonine kinase activity. The record is from RefSeq and is a predicted model, not a curated record. NCBI's taxonomy places the organism in Eukaryota, Metazoa, Arthropoda, Insecta, Diptera, Stratiomyidae. The transcript is spliced from 8 exons. Gene Ontology annotation, biological process: intracellular signal transduction; positive regulation of apoptotic process; protein phosphorylation. The coding region runs from base 396 to 1409 and encodes 337 amino acids.